ACGGACACACGCUUGGUGUCCGUCCACGGACGGACACCAAGCGUUUUAUUAGAGAGGAUUACUGUGUAAGCUUCUGUGAGGGACAGGUUUCAGGUGAGCUUUCCAGGCACAAGUUGAUUAUUAGCUAGGCUACUGAGAUAACCUUUCUUCCAAAUAACCUUUGGAAGAUCGAAGACAGCAAGAUUAUUUAACCAAGAAGGGCGCCCUGUUACCAGCCAAUCACUCUGAUUACAGGGAGGGAGUAACUUACUGUGAAAUUCUACUACAGGACCCAGUAAGUUUGCACAAUACACUGAUCUGGGUAAACGGAUUUCCUUCCUCUGGAACACUUCACUUAAGAAGAGUCAUGGAGGAGAUGCUUGUGAAUGUAAACAAAUGGGUCAAAGAAAACAGAGCCGCUUUCCUGCCUCCAGUGUGCAAUAAGCUUAUGCACCGCCAUCAGCUCAAUAUAAUGUUUGUUGGCGGACCGAAUGAAAGAAAGGACUAUCAUAUUGAAGAAGGAGAAGAGUUAUUUUAUCAACUGGAGGGAGACAUGUGCCUGAAGAUAAUAGAAAAUGGAAAACACAAGGAUAUCCACAUUAAAGAAGGAGAGAUGUUCCUCUUACCCGCCAGGAUACCACAUUCUCCUCAAAGAUAUGCAAACACUGUUGGACUGGUGAUUGAGAGGAAAAGGUUGAAGACAGAAACUGAUGGACUUAGGUAUUACGUUGGAGAAUCAACCGAUGUUCUUUUUGAAAAGUGGUUUUACUGUGAUGACCUUGGCACGCAACUUAUCCCAAUAAUCCAAGAAUUUUUCAGCUCCAGGCAAUAUCAAACUGGAAAACCCAAUCCAGAUGAACUUUUGAAAGAGAUUCCUUUCCCACUCAAUGACACUCGGGUCAUGGAUCCCUUCAACUUUCAAGAAUGGCUGGAUGAUCAUCAUGAAGAAAUAGAUCAGAGGAAAUCCUUGAGACUUUUCGGGGACAAUUUUGAAACCAAGGUUGUUGUCUUUGGACCAGGAAUAACUGAAGAGAAAGGGGGAAAUGCAGAUAUAUGGAUAUGGCAGAUGGAAGGCACAUCUGUCCUUACUACCAAUAGUGGAACCCGGGCUUUAGGGACUGGAGACAGUCUUCUCAUCCCUGUACAGACUAAGUUCCAGUGGAAGAGAGCUCAAGGAUCUAUCGCUCUUUACGUGGUUCAGGAUCCAAUGCGGAAACAACCCUAUGCCUGAGUUCUGUGCACAAAUCCUGAUGAUGAGACAGAUUAAUGGACUUUUAAUUCUAAAAGCUAUGUUAGCGUUGUGAUUCCACAAAAACUGAUUCAAUUAAACUUGGAGGAAAAGCCAGGUACAGCUGAACCACCAUUAAUGAGGCUAGGGGUGUAGCUAGGGGAGAGAGGGCCCGUGUUCGCCCCUCUCCCUGGUGGCUCCUCAGAGUGAGGAAGAUAAUGAAGAAAAUAUGGAGGGGUGGAACUGGGGGCCCGAGGUUCUUUGAACCCCUCCACUCAAUUAUAGCUACAUCCUUGAAUAAGGCCACCUUGAGGAAUAUGUCCAAACUAGAGAGACAUCCUAAUGAAUAUUCCCUAGCAAUUCAGCUGGGCCCCGUGGCAUGCUCUGUUUGGCAAACCAGAGUGCACCACAAUGCUGGCCGGGUCAGGAGAGCAGCAUCUGGGGCAGGCAGGAACUGCAAAGCAUCAGCAGCAGCGGCUUAUGAACAAAAUAACAUUUUGUGAAGAGCAGAGCUGCCACCUGUUGUAGCAGCUGCCCCGCAAGUCUCCCGGGACUCAUCUCGGCAAACCAGAGUGCGCUAUGGGGCUGACUGGGUCAGAGGGCAGAUGCUGCAAUCAAUAGGAACCUAGGGGCACAGGAAGCUGCCUUAUGCUGAGUCAGACCAUUGGUCCAUCUAGCUCAGUAUUGUCUACAUAGACUGGCAGUGGCUCUUCCAAGGUUGCAGGCAGGAGUCUCUCUCGGCCCUAUCUUGGAGAUGCCAGGGAGGGAACUUGGAACCUUCUGCAUGCAAGCAGGCAGGUGCUCUUCCCAGAGUGGCCCCAUCCCCUAAGGGGAAUGUCUUGCAGUGCUCACACUUGUAGUCUCCCAUUCAAAUGCAAACCAGGGUGGACCCUGCUGAGCAAAGGGGACAAUGCAAGCUUUCUGUGGAGCUGUGCUCCACCAAUGGCGACAGCGAAGAGAUUUCCCUGCUAGCCCAGAAGAUGGCCUCUACCUCUCACAGUGCCUGACCUCCAGCUCAGACAGAUCCUACAGUGCACUCCUCUUGGCUAACCAGAGCCCGCCAUGCCACUGGCUGUGUCUGAGUGUAGCUGCUGCAACAGCUAGAAGCCACAGUCUGGGCUGGCAGCAGUGGGAAAUUGGCAUCCUCUUGCCACUGGCAGGGUACAACUCCCACCUGUCACAGCAGCCACCCUCUGACUCAGCCAGCAGCACAGCCCAUUCUGAAGUGUGUGUGCCACAGGACCCAGCCACACUGGAAGGAAAUCUCCACUCCGCCAAUGCUGGCAUAGCAUAGCUCCGCCUGCUGCAGUAACUACUCUCUGACUCACUGAGCCUCACAGGCGCUUUCCAGAUUACACGCUACAACAGCAGUAGUUUACUUUGGCUUGGCAGGAUCGUAUUGAAACCAUAAAUAAAGGGUGUUGUGCAAAGCCACCAGCAGGGGGAGCAGUCUUUUCUAGCUUGCACAAACCUCCUACAAUAGGAAAAUACAGCACUUUUUAUUUGUAAUUUCUGCAAUGUUGUAGCACUGUAAUGCAAAGAUAAAACCCAAAAGGAGGCAUCGGAAAUGUGAACGGCACCUUGCUGACAGCACAGGGCCUGCAAUGUCGAAAUACCUGCAGUACAGGAACACACUUAAUGAACACAAAGUGACAUUGUUGUAGCGUGUAAUCUGGAAAGCGCCCAGGUGUGCUUUGGUUUGCCAAGCAGAGUACACUGCAUGGCCCAGCCAGUUUAGCGGCAAAGUUAACCAUUGCUGGGGAGGUACAAGACCAAACAACUGAACUGAGCUUACUUUCAUGUGAUAAGUAUAUCCACCUCUGUAUGGUCCGGUCAAUUAUUCUAAUGGCUUUUUGCAAGAUCCAAAAAUCUUAGAUUUGACAAUGUUGGCAUCAUGUUGGAAAUUCAUCUCCAUUGAGAAACCCUCUCCCCCGCCCAACAAGUUACCUGCAUAACUCUAAGGAACAGCCGAUUCACUGCCUUCCACCCAGAGAAGGACAAUUUCAGCCUUCUCAGAAAACUUAGAACAGGUAUAUUGAGUGUGGCUCUGAUCAUGUAAUCACCAUCUUUUACUCUCUCUCUCUCUCUCUCUCUCUCUCUCUCUCUCUCUCUCUCUCUCUCUCUCUCUCUCUCUCAUCCUCACCUCUUUUACCCACCUCUCUGUUAGGAUUCUCUCUAGUUUGCAUUAGUAAAAAAGCCGGGUGCUCAACUUAAGAUUCAGCAUCUUGCAGUGAGUUGCUUCAGUCCAGCUCCCCCAGGGGUUGCCAACUACCACUUUAAGCUUGUGUGCUUCUGUCUUUAAUAAACUUAAUCUUUGUUUUCAAAGA
Molecule: messenger RNA, 3534 nt
Organism: Hemicordylus capensis (graceful crag lizard)
Lineage: Eukaryota; Metazoa; Chordata; Lepidosauria; Squamata; Cordylidae
Gene: HAAO
Product: 3-hydroxyanthranilate 3,4-dioxygenase
Exons: 10
Coding region: 347-1210 (287 amino acids)
Biological process (GO): 'de novo' NAD+ biosynthetic process from L-tryptophan; quinolinate metabolic process
Cellular component (GO): cytoplasm
Molecular function (GO): 3-hydroxyanthranilate 3,4-dioxygenase activity; iron ion binding
Source: RefSeq, a predicted model, not a curated record